AUGCUCGAUCGCCAUGCGUGCUUGGACCUCGUAGAUCCUCCCAAUUCUUCCUUGCAUGGUCUCCACCCGCGCAUCGAUCCAUCCAAUCGAUCUCGCCCUGACGCCUUCGCGGGCAACAAGCUCAUCCAGAUGCACGGCAAGCGCGGCAGCGUCGAGGAGGCGCGCCGCGUCUUCGAUUCGAUCCAAUCCAAGGAUGAUUACUCCUGGGCGAUGAUGAUUCACGCCUACGCGCGCAACGCCCGCAUGGAUCACGCGCAGCAGCUCUUCGACGCGAUGCCGCGGCGCAACCUCGUGUCCUGGACCGCGAUGCUCAGCGGCUAUGCCCGGAUCGGUCAUCUCGAGCGCGCCAAGGGAUUCUUCGAUUCCAUGCCGGAGCACGGCCUCCACUCCUGGACGGCGAUGCUCACAGCCUACGCGAUCCACAGCCAGCUCCUCGCGGCCGCCAAGAUCUUCGCGGCCAUGGAGGAGCGCGAUCGGGUCUCGUGCACGGCAAUGCUCUCGGCGUACGCCAAGAACGGACGCCUCCGCGAGGCGAAGAAGAUCUUCGACGCGAUGCCCGAGUGGGAUCUGGUGACGCGCGACGCGAUGCUCGCGGCAUUUGCCGACGCUGGGCAACUGGAUCGCGCAGAAAUUCUGUUCGAAUCCAUGGAGGAGGCCGAUCUUGUGGCCUGGACGUCGAUUCUCACUGCGGCAGGAGCCACGGGGCGCGUCGCUAGCGUCAAGAAGAUCUUCGAUCAAAUGCCCGAGAGCGAUCUUAUCUCUUGGACCGUGAUGCUCGAUGCAUUUGCCCAGAACGGGCAUUUGGAGGAGGCCAAGCUCUUCUUUGAUAGAAUGCCCGAGCACACGAUCUUCGCGUGGACGACAAUGCUCAACGCGCUCGCCCAGCAUAGAUACCUCGACGAGGCAAAGCUUCUCUUCGAUCGAAUGCCACACAGAGAUCGCUUCGCCACGACCUCGAUGCUCGUCGCGUAUGCCCACAACGGGCAUCUGUGCGAGGCGCGCGAGAUAUUCGAUUCCAUCCACGGCAAAUCGCUCGUCCCGGAGACGGCGAUGGUGUCCGCCUACGCGCGCGCCGGCAAGCUCCGCCUCGCCGAGCGCCUCUUCGAUCAGAUGCAAGAGCGCAGCAUCGUCUCCUGGAACGCGAUGCUCGCGGGCUACUCCCACAAUGGCCGCUCCAUCGCCCUCUUCGCGGCGAUGAAUCUCACGGAGUUCCCAGACGAGAUGUCGCUGUGCUGCGCGCUGCUGGGUUGCGCCCACCUCGGAGAUCUCCAUCGCGGUUGGGAGUUCUUCGUGGCUAUGGCAAUGGAUUUUGUUCUAGCGCCGCGCAAGGAGCACUACUGCUGUAUGGUGAGCCUCCUGGGGCGCGCCGGGCAUCUCGCCCACGCCGAGGAGCUCCUCCACUCCAUGCCCUUUGUGCCCGAGGCGCUGGAUUGGACGUGUUUUCUCAGCGCUUGCCACGCCCACCGCGACGCCGAGCUCGGGGCUAAAGCCGCCAAGCUCGUGAUUGACAUGGAUCCACACCAUGGCGCUGCCUACGUGCUCCUUACCAACACGCAUCGAUCGAGGGCGCUUAGAGGGCGAUUGGAUUCUUGUUCGAUCGAUCAGGUGGAUUGA
This is a messenger RNA of Selaginella moellendorffii, 1614 nucleotides long. RefSeq names its product pentatricopeptide repeat-containing protein At1g56690, mitochondrial-like. The coding region runs from base 1 to 1614 and encodes 537 amino acids. NCBI's taxonomy places the organism in Eukaryota, Viridiplantae, Streptophyta, Lycopodiopsida, Selaginellales, Selaginellaceae. Gene Ontology annotation, molecular function: protein binding. The transcript has a single exon. The record is from RefSeq and is a predicted model, not a curated record.